AUGCAGGACGAUGAACCUCCAUACCCCGGCAGCCGACCCUACAAGGUUAGUAAACGUCCCACUAACGAUGGUUUAGGGGACGAUGAUAUAAAUAACCUAGUUAAAAACUUGUCUAAACAAGACUUAGACAAAAUAAUCGAAUUUGCUUAUGAAAAAGAUAAACAUUCUGAUAGAAACAAAGACAUGGAGUAUGAAUACAACCGACCACAUAAGAGGGAAAAUUCUCAUAAACCACCGCCGUAUGCCAAAGAUUAUUAUAAUACCAAAUAUUCUCAAGAAAAACCAUUCGAAAUGGAUUUCAAGAAAUACGUAACGUAUGUGACUGAAGCAACUCCUGUUAAGUAUAUGUCACAAGACGACAUAAGAAGUUCAUACCAUGUAGAUAUAGAACCGAAUCAAGUAAGUUUCCAUGGGUCACAGGACGACACGCCCCCACCGAGCAAAGUGUACAGUGCGCAAGACGAUGAACAGACACGAUUCAAAGAACUUAGACCAGACGUUAGCACACAAACUAAAUUUGGACCUCAGUUCGACCGCCCAAGUUUCACUCCACAAAGCGCCACCUUUCCCUUUAAAACAUAUGGGCCACAAGAAGAUAUGAUUCCAACAUCUAAUGUUGAUGGUGUCCAAAAAUUUGAAAGCCUACCACCAACGCCUUACCCAAGUCCAACACCUUCAGAUUUUUCUGAAACGACUGAAGAAGAAACAUUGCCUCCUCCAAUUAAUAUGAGAGAAGUAGACUUUGAUGUGUCUUACACAAAUAAUGUGCCUACAGUUGUGAAGGCAGAUUCCACUUCUUACGAAGUGGAGAAUUUCGGUGACUUGCCGUUGAUGAAUUACAAUUCUAAAUUGCAUUCAGUCAGUUCAUAUCAUGUGCCGCAUUACACUAUAACGCAGUCAAAAUCGCAGUCACUCCCAUCGCCACCCUCAUCAUCCUACUCGUCAUCACAGUCAUACUCUUCAUCAUCUACUGGUCUGAAACCAUCUCCUGCUGCAGCAUCCAUCAAGGCUCCUCCAGUAGAACCUGCUCCUCCGCCAUCAGUAGCCAAGGAGCAAAGUGAUGCUCAUCUGAAGGCUAUCAAGAUAUGGUCCCACAAAUCAAAGGGAGCUGCUUACACGCUUCAUGACGAUGGUACUUUGACUCCAGAGUGGCCUCGCCCGAAAUACGGCAAAUAA
Molecule: messenger RNA, 1176 nt
Organism: Spodoptera exigua (beet armyworm)
Lineage: Eukaryota; Metazoa; Arthropoda; Insecta; Lepidoptera; Noctuidae
Source: the annotation of a GenBank genome assembly